UCUCUGUCCUCUCUGUAGUCUCAUUCCGUGUCUCUCUCCAUCAGCAGCAGUCUGGAUGCUUGCAGGGACAGAAACAUGGCUGUGAAUCUCGGCAAGAACAGACUGGCCCUGCUGACCGCCUACCAGGACGUCAUUGACGAGACCUCGGACACCGACUGGGCCUUGUACACAUAUGAGGAUGAAAGCAAUGAUUUGACAAUGGCAUCAUCAGGAGGAGGCGGUCUGGCAGAGAUCACACUGACCUUUGACAGUGCCAGGGUGAUGUACGGCUUCUGCAGCCUGAAGGACCCCUCUGCCGCUCUGCCACGAUACAUCCUCAUCAACUGGGUCGGGGACGACGUGCCGGAUGCCAGGAAGUGUGCCUGCGCCAGCCACGUUGCCACCAUCGCAGACUUCUUACAGGGGGUGGAGGUCAUUGUCAACGCCAGCAGUCUGGACGACAUUGACCCGUCAGCCAUCGGGCAGCGGCUGACCAACGGGACUGUGUCAGUUGCGAGUCCGGUCCUGAGCCGCCUGAGAACCCGGGAGGAGGAGCACAAAGAUGUGGGCACAGUGUACGAGAAGACCAAUGCAGAGGUGGAGAUGAAGAAAAUCAAUAGAGAGGAGUUCUGGGAGCAGGCCAAGCGCGAGGAGGAGGUAAGGAAGGAGGAGGAGAAGAGGAAGGCAGCAGAGGAGCGGCAGCGCUUCGAGCAGGAGCGAAUGGAGCUGGAGAGGAAAGAGCAGGAGAGCCGAGAGCAGAGGUACCGCGAGAGAGAGCGGCAGAUUGAGGAGCACAGGAAGAAGAUGCAGGAAGAGGAAGAGGCCAAAGAGAGGUUGCGGAACCAGACCACCAUAACAGCAGAGGUGAGCAUCGAAGACCUUAACCUGGAUAAGAAAGAGUCUGAGGUGGAGGAGGCAAAGGCCAUCAUCGCUCAGCGGUCAGGAAACCCUCGAGAGUUUUUCAAGCAGAAGGAGAGAGCCAUGACCAUCAGCGUCGACACCUCGCCCGUCUCCAUCCACAGGAGCGGCCGUUUGGACAGCCCGUUCUUGAGGCAGCAGCACAGUCCCAGCAGCCCCAGUCCGACUCCCCCACUUCGGGGCGCGUCGCCCCUCCGCACCCCACCACACGCACGGACGCAGCCCGCUGCUGCAGCCGGGGACGAUGACGAUGAAGCAAGCACAGAGCGCAACAUGGCCGCAGUGUCACCCAUUCCUAAAAUAGUCACCACACCCAUCAAAGAGGACUUCUGCCAGGAGGAUGAGGACAGCAGAGAUGAAUGGGAUUCGGUGCCAAAGCAGGAGCAGAAACAACCGGUCCAGGAGUCAGCACCCACCAAACCUGUGCAGAGCGUUGCCCCGCAAGCCCGUGACUCCUCCAGCUUCUCUGUGUGGGACUCCGGGACAGACAGCCUGGUCAACCUGUGGGACAGCAGCUCCGGCGCUCCUUGUGACCCCUCCAAGACCCCCCAGUCCUCCAAUCUGGUGGACCUGAUGGGCGACACCAAUGACCCACCCAGCACCGCCACCACCAGCGGCAAGCCUCAGCCCCUCCUCAGCUUCGAUGAGAUGAUGGAUGGGACCUUCUGUUCCACUGCCGAUGACGACCCCACCAGUCUGGUGGACGUGACGGGCUCUGACCAGAUGACCCUCAGCUACCAGCAUGCACUGCAGCAUGCAUCCGGGGAGAUUCAGGAGCUGGAUGAUGGACAGCUGUUGAUGACCAAUGGGGAGACGCUGCUGAAAGAAGGGACUCAGGCCAGUGAAGGCUAUUUCAGCCAAUCACAGGAGGAAGAAUUUGGCCAAUCAGAGGAUUCCUCGGCUAAACCUGCGCCGGUCUUUUAUAACAAGCCACCAGAGAUUGACAUUACGUGCUGGGACACGGACCCCGUGGUUGACGAUGACGACGACUAACCGGCCAAUCAGACGCCACCACCGGACCAAGAGGAAGUAGGAAGUGCGCUUCAUGAAGAAACAGAUUUUUUUUUUCUAAAAAACAAAAACACAAACAAACAAAAAAAAAAGUAAUAAUAAUAACAACUCUUGCAUCAACUACUUCUGUAUUAUCUUUUAGAGGAAAACAAAACAGUAGCCACCGAAAAAAAAGAGACGGGGUUUGAGUUAUUGUUACAGACGGUUUGAAGGCUCAGUGGGGUUUUUUUCUGUGUGUUUGUUAUUUUAUUUAUUUGUUUUUCUUCUUCUUUUUUUUUUUUUUUUUGCUAUGCAGAUGUAAUAGGCGGGAGCGGGGGGACUUUCGUUUGUGUAAAUGAUUUAUUACACAUUAACGUAGCGCACUGCUGCAUAUUAGAGACAAUGAAGCCCAGUGUGUGGCAGGCAGCCAACACACCUAGUCUGUAGUGCUUUAAUAACACCCUAUAAAACUAAUACAGUGGAUCAUUACAGCUGCCAUGUAUAUCUUCACUCUCUUUCUUUUCUUACCUCUUUUUCACUUCCUUCCUUCUGCCUUCCUAUCCAAAAUAUCCAAAAGUAUUCACCUCUGCAAGUCAGUUAAUCUUGUAUUUAGCCCUCACUUUAAUGGAAAAAGCUGAAGCAUUUUAUUUAUUCUGAUGUAUCUUAAAAUUCUUUCACUAACAGCUGACGGGAUCCUGAAGAAAUCAAAUCUAUUUGGAGACGAGUCAAACUGUGGCUCCGUUUUGAGCUUUUUCGCUCCUUGUGUAUGAUUUUUAAGACUGAAUUCAAGAUUAAAUGGCUUGUAAAUCUGGUUGCUUUUUUCAGUGCACUUUUAUUUCUUCUUCUGCCUCCUUGUGGAUGAACUGCUGCUUCUCAGUCAGCCCUCCCCUCUGGUUCCAUAAAACUCAUCAUUUUUACCCCACUUAUAUAUUUACACAAGCAAAAAAAGCAUCUAAUCUAGAUGAAUAUUCUGUAGAUAUUUUUCCAAGUGUUACCAGUUUUUUAGGAGAGUUCGGCUAAUGAAUAUGAAGCCACCUUUCAGCUUGUGCACACUAGAAGAAAAAAAGAAUCCUUUGUAUGAAUCCUCUGAAAUUUCUCCUAUGAGACUUUUUCACCAGGCCCUUCAUAAUGUGGCCACUUUUGGACAGCAGUGGGCACAGUUCCUGUUCAGAGUCGGGAAGGUUUGGGAGGCAGAACGUCCUGCCUUUUCUUAUUUUAAAAAUUUUCAUUUUAAUGUUUAAUUUCCGGCACUUAGGCCUUACUGUCCCACUCAGACAGAAGCUGAGUUAAAUCCUGGAUGAAAGAGGGAGGGUGGGAUAAAACAGCUGGAAGUAAACUUGGGCCACACGAUAUUUGCAAAUAUUAUUUUUUCAACUUUGUUGUAAUCUGCAUGGAGAACCAGAUGUUCGUGAGUUAUGACAUCACUAUUUGACAUUGACAUUGACAAGAACAACAAUUACAGCAAUCAAUAACUAUUUAAUUCUACACAUGGUAAGUGUCUGAAUCGUUCUUCUACCAAGGGACUAAAAGUUAGCAUAUUCAGCCUCUUGUGCAUCGACUUAAACCAUUUUCAAAAUGUUCCAGUUUUACAGAAGUGCAAUACAAUAUCACCAAAACAUCCCUUCAAGGUUUCUGUAAAAUUUCAGCCACUGUAUGUAGGGCUGCCACCAUCACAGGGUUUACCUUUCUAUAUUUUGUUUUAUAGGGUAACCAGACCUAAAGAGGCACUUUGAAAUUAUUUGUAAAUUCUGCAGAGUGACAAUCUGUUCUGGAGAAAUGAAGAGAUGCAGAGAUUGGGAGGGCAGAGAAGACCGAGCUGAUGAGCAGAAACUGAAGUCUUAUUAGUUGACAAAUUUGGGAACUUUGGAAUUAGUCUGUGAAUAACAGACAACAGGUGUUCAGCCAACUAACUAAGGUUAUGAUUUUGUAACACGAGUUACAGAGCCAUCUACUGGACUCUCCGCCAAUGAGCAUGCAUUAGCCCAAUGAAAUUUGCAUCAGCACAGCUGGCCAAUAAUGACAUGCCUUCCAGAAUAUGCACGGAGCCCACAGUAUAUAUAAGAGUAUAUAUACAUCUUCUUCAGCAAGUGGCGUAGGAGCAACAGGGCCCCUAGGUAGAGGGCACCACCUGUGCUAAUAGAACUAGGGUUACAAUAUUGUAACCUUCGUUCUAUCUCACACAGUCUCUGCCCUCUUCUGGACUCUUUGGGUACAGUGGGUAGAGCCUGAUGAAUGAAUGAAUGCCCUGUUGCAGCAUAGCAUGGACCUAGCCACAAUGAUUCUGACCGGCUAAAGAGAAAAGGAUGCUGGAACUGUCAUACGGCUCCUAGACAUGCUGUUGGCUCCACCAUACUCAGGUAGACAUGUCCUGAUUGGCCAGCUAGGUUAUUCAAAUAUCAGUGGGCAAAUGUGUGCUCAUGAUUGGAGAGAAUUACUCAUAAAGUCCAGUAGAGAGCAGACCCUGUGUGAGAUGGAAAUGCAUUUAAAAAUCCACAUACGUAACUUUAAUAUUAGCCAAUGAUUAGCUGUUCGCCGCGUGACAUACAAUAAAUACCAGAGCAUUUCCAGUGUUUGUGUGAAAAUAUUAAACCUUCCUGGCAUCUGUUACUCCAAGCAGCUUAAAACAAACACUAAAAGUGAUUCUUAAAUCCUGUCUGACCCACGUCUGCUGCCCGACUGCUUUUGUUCUGUGCCAAUGCAAAAAAUACCACAUGUAUUUUUUUCCAUUUUUUUUUAAAGUAUAUUUUAUUGAUAUGUUUAGUUACCCUGGAAACUGGAGUGAGAAGUGGGGCGGGCCGGGACGGGAGGUGUGUGUGUUUUUAAUACCUGUCAAAAAGUGUGCUAGAAUUGAUUUUCAGGACCUUUUUGAAUAUUAGCAACAACAGUGUUAGUCUUUUUUUGCUGUAAAUUCCUGUAGAAAAUAAAAACUCCUAGGCAAUAAUAA
Epinephelus fuscoguttatus (brown-marbled grouper) is the source of this 4831-nucleotide messenger RNA. It is a transcript of the gene dbn1, whose product is annotated as drebrin 1. Gene Ontology annotation, cellular component: actin filament; postsynaptic membrane; plasma membrane. The record is from RefSeq and is a predicted model, not a curated record. The transcript is spliced from 15 exons. Gene Ontology annotation, molecular function: actin filament binding. NCBI's taxonomy places the organism in Eukaryota, Metazoa, Chordata, Actinopteri, Perciformes, Serranidae. The coding region runs from base 76 to 1890 and encodes 604 amino acids. Gene Ontology annotation, biological process: neuron projection morphogenesis; regulation of actin filament polymerization; postsynaptic actin cytoskeleton organization.